This is a messenger RNA of Arachis ipaensis, 1923 nucleotides long. Lineage: Eukaryota; Viridiplantae; Streptophyta; Magnoliopsida; Fabales; Fabaceae. The record is from RefSeq and is a predicted model, not a curated record.
GCUUGGAAAACCGAAACGGCAAGAUCCCCUGCCUGCAUGACGCGUCCCUGUCUCUCUCUAUUAAUGGUGUAAGAUUCAAUUUCUUUCUCAUUCUCACACUCUCCUUCUAACACACUGAAAAUGGAAGGCUGAUGAUACCCUAACCCAGUGACCAUAGACGGCUAGACGUGUCUUCAAAGGCUACAACACUCGUUCUUCGGAGAAGUUGAGAAAAAAAUGGACCGGUUCUCUGCUCUGCCGAAAAUUAUACUUCAUGACAUUCUUGUAAGGCUGCCUGUCAAAGAUGCUGCCAAGACUAGUGUUUUGUCAAAGGCGUGGAAUGACACAUGGUUUUCAUUUCCCAAUCUAUCUGUUUGCAGCGAGGAUUUUUUCUCUGAAGAUGAUGUACCCGCAGGAAAUAGACAAAGGUUUAGGAAAUUGGACAUUCUCAUUAACUAUGUUACAAAAAGAUUGCUGAGGCUACGUGACCAAGGCUUAGCAAUAAAAAAAUUUAAGCUUGAUUUGCAAAAUUUAGACGACCUUACGCAUGUGUCCCACCAUGUUGAUCAGUGGAUACAGAUGGCCUGUGAAAGUGGCGUCCAAGUACUAGAACUUUACCUUAAUGAUGACUGUGUCAGAUGGUAUGAACUUCCACUUUGUGUCAUUGAAGCCAAGUCACUUAUUGAGCUGGAGUUGCUCGGGGGAAUCAAAAUUGACCAAGAACUUCUAAAGCAUUCCAUGAAGUUUUCUUCCGUGAAAAUGCUAUUUUUAAGUCGUGUACUUUUCACACAUGAAUCGGCUAUUGAGUAUCUCAUUUCUCAUUGUCCUCUUACUGAACGUUUCAUCAUGGGUGUUUGUUACAUAUAUAACCAUCUAAGUACAGAACAUCUUCCAGCGGACAGGAUUGAAAAGGUGGAAUCAUUAUCCCUGCAGAGUUUACAAAAGCUCAAGAAAGUUGAUGUUGAAGGAAUACCAGAAGUACAUAUUGAUUCUCCAAAUCUUGAGGAGCUAUGCUAUCAAGCUUGGGAUCUCAAUGCACCGUUCAAGCUGAAUUUUGAUAGUUGCACAAAUUUAAGGUGUUUGCAAUUAAUUGAUUUGAAGAGCACUGGCUGCACUGCUAUUGCAGACAAGUGGUUUCUUGAACUGUUUUCUAAGUUUCCUUUUAUUGAGAACUUGAAACUAUUUAAUUGCUCUAUGUCCGAGAGGAUUAAUAUUUCGAGUCCUCAACUCAAGAUCUUGCAGUUAAGGUUUUGCUCUAAGUUGAAGAAGGUCAAUGUUGAUGCUCCAAAUUUGUUAUUAUUUGACUAUAGUGGUGAUGACAAACCUGUUAUAUCUUUUAUGAGAAGUUCUAAUCAACUUGAAGUCAAUAUUUCUACCAAUGUGGAUUUUCGGCACUUUUAUAGCUUGAGGGAAUUUACCCGGAAUAUGCCACAAGUGAUUUUGGCAUCGCUUUCCCUCUCUAUUGGACAUUCAUUUCCUGAUGAUGAUCCAUACAUGCCUGCAUUGCUAGUUUCCUCCACUACUCCUCCAAGUAUCAAACAUUUGGUGUUGAGAGAAUAUUCACCUCCAGACAGUGAAGCUCUCUAUAGCCAGCUACUUAUGAAUUACUUGCUUUCAAAUUGCUUCCCAAAAACAAUUUCAUUCAUAUAUCAUCGUCGUUUCUCAUUCAUUGAGUUCUUCUAUGAGAAGCUGAUGGGCAGUGAAAAGGGAGAGUGCUAUUGCAGUUCAGGUGAUAGAAAGUGUUGGUGGCAUGCCUUGAAGAUUGUCAGCAUCUCUUGUUCAUUCAUGACUGAUGAGAACGCUGACUUUAAGGCCAUGCUAGAUGCGUCAGCGAGAUCUUUUGAGGAGAAAACUAUCACUUUUAGCUUAGAGCUGUAAUCUUGCUAUUAUCAACCUUUGAACAUUCCUAAUUAGAAUUAAAAACUUUAAUGUUGAUGCUGAGUU